Molecule: messenger RNA, 1648 nt
Organism: Rhododendron vialii
Lineage: Eukaryota; Viridiplantae; Streptophyta; Magnoliopsida; Ericales; Ericaceae
Product: bZIP transcription factor 12-like
Exons: 4
Coding region: 302-1111 (269 amino acids)
Biological process (GO): positive regulation of DNA-templated transcription
Cellular component (GO): nucleus
Molecular function (GO): DNA-binding transcription factor activity
Source: RefSeq, a predicted model, not a curated record
CCUCUCACCUAAACCUUUCACGCGAACCGGUAAAAAACUGAACUUCACGACACCACCUCUCUCUCUCUCUGCUUCCCUCUAUUUCUCUGUCUCUCUCUCUCCACACUCAACCUCUCCCCUAAACCCACGCUCUCUCGCACUACAAUCUCUCAACAUUUGCCACCCCACUCCGUUCCGAUCCCCAGCUGAGACCCUACUAUUCAGCCGCACGACAGCAGAGAGAGAGAGAGAGAGAUUGUGAGAUUCGGGUCAAAACCCCCCCAAAAAUCUCUCGAAACCCUAGGAACUCUGGUGGGUUCACAUGGCAUCAUCGAAGGUGAUGAUGGCCUCUUCCACGUCACCGUCCAAUCCGGAUCUGCCGCGCCAGCAUCCGUCCUCGUCCUCUAUACAUUCCCUCUCCCUCGCCGAAGGUUCCAUGAACAUGGACGACAUCCUCAGAAACAUCUACGCCGACGACGACGCCCAAACCCCAUUUCCGGACGAACCUCCCUCCUCCGCCGCCGUCCAGAACGGCGGCGUUUCAAGCAAGACGGUGGACGAGGUGUGGAAGGAGAUCGUUGCGGGAGGGGGAGGGACGAGUCGCGAGCAGCAGCCGGAGAUGACGCUGGAGGAUUUCCUGACCAAGGCCGGCGCCGUGACGGAGGAUGACGUCAGAAUUACGGCGUCUCAGUUUCAGGCUCAGCCUGUGGGGUACGGGGUUGAUUCGGCGGGGUUUCGAAACGGAAUUGAGGGGGCAAUGGUGGCGGUUGGGGGAGGAGGAGGGGGCAGGGGGAAGAGGAGGGCGGUGGAGGAGCCGCCGGUGGACAGGGCGACGCAGCAGAAGCAGAGGCGGAUGAUUAAGAACAGGGAGUCGGCGGCGAGGUCAAGGGAGCGGAAGCAGGCUUAUACUGUGGAGCUGGAGUCUUUGGUGACGCAGUUGGAGGAGGAGAACUCGAGGCUUUUGAGAGAAGAGGCCGAGCAGUCAAAGGAGAGGUUUAAGCAGGUAUGUUUUGACAUCUCUCAUAGUUCAACGAGCUAUAUUAAUCACAUGCUCAUGGACAACCUGAUUCCAGUAGUAGAGCAGAGAAGACCACCACGAUCUCUCCGACGAAUAAACUCGAUGUGCUGGUAGUAGGUGUUUCUACCUUAUGGUUGACAACAAUAAAAGCGGAAGAAACUUGUUUUCUCUUGCACGUCCAUUAAGCUACACCCUCACAUGAAGCACAAAGACUUUAUACAAAAGAAGAAUGAAAGAAAGACAGGUUUAGGGUCCGAUGUUCCUCUAUCACUUGCUCUGGUGGAUGACUUAGGUUUGGGUUGGAUGUUCCUCUCUCGCUUGCUCUGGUGGAUUACUAUAUCUCGGUUUAUCUAACUGUAGGUACCUGUUUGAGGCAUACCUACUUGUGAGCGUAAUCUAAGAAGCCAUGGACUUCUAACAAUCAAACAUGUGAGAACAUUAGAUGGUGUUGUUUCAUUUCCUCGUCUUGUGGAAGGUUUCUGCGAUGGGGCUAGUUAGGUGUUGUAUAGAAACAAAUUACUGUCUUACUUACCAUUCAGUUUCCUCUCUUUGUGAUGUUGAAAAGGGAGACUGAUAAACCUAGACUAAUACUAGGUAUACUUAAAACAUAGCAAUAAAACUUUUUGAGAAUAAAGUAAUUAGGCCUAUGAA